Lachancea mirantina is the source of this 438-nucleotide messenger RNA. The record is from the annotation of a GenBank genome assembly. Lineage: Eukaryota; Fungi; Ascomycota; Saccharomycetes; Saccharomycetales; Saccharomycetaceae.
AUGCCACCAAAAAUAUAUAAGCAUACUAAGGAACACAAGCUUAGGGAGAUUCAAAAGAGUUUGACCAAGAAAGCUCGAUUGAGAAAAGAAUAUUUGAAGACCUUAAAGCAGGAGAACUUAUCUCUGCCCAAGAAGGAUGAAGCGAGUCCUCGAUUAAGUUAUCGUGAGGCCAAAACUCAAAAAGCCGCGCAGAGAAAAGAAGACGUCGAACGGAAGAAAGAAUUGAAGAUAGAGAGAAAACGACUUGAAAAAGAUCGAUAUUUGAGCUCUAAGCAAGACGAGAAACAGAAACUCGAAGACAUUAGAAAAAAACAUGAGCAGCGCUCUGUUAGAUCUAAAAAACUAACGCAGAGGACGAAAUCGGGUCAGCCACUUAUGGGUCCGAAAAUUGAAGAUUUACUAGAAAAGAUAAAAACCGAUGAGACGUACACGAAAUGA